This is a messenger RNA of Sorex araneus (European shrew), 3293 nucleotides long. RefSeq names its product GLIS family zinc finger 2 (gene GLIS2). Gene Ontology annotation, biological process: smoothened signaling pathway; regulation of transcription by RNA polymerase II. The transcript is spliced from 7 exons. Lineage: Eukaryota; Metazoa; Chordata; Mammalia; Eulipotyphla; Soricidae. Bases 329 to 2053 code for a protein of 574 amino acids. Gene Ontology annotation, cellular component: nucleus. The record is from RefSeq and is a predicted model, not a curated record. Gene Ontology annotation, molecular function: zinc ion binding; RNA polymerase II cis-regulatory region sequence-specific DNA binding; DNA-binding transcription factor activity, RNA polymerase II-specific.
CCUCCCCAGCUCGGCUGCUGGGGCCAGGCCCUGCCGGCACUGACCCCCUGGCCGGUGGGACCCCGAAUUCAAGCCUCUUCUCGUGUGGGUGUUUGGACAGAGCCAGGCCAGCCGAGUGAGUGUCCAUUCAGACCCCCUAGCCAGGGCCUCCCUGCCCACUGCCUAUCGUGCCCUCCAGGUGCCACCCGGCCACGAAGGUCCAAGGCCCAGUGCUCUGCCCGGCCAGACCUCCUCCCCGCCGCCCCCACGCUGCCCUACCUGCUCCCGGCCUCUCUUCACGGCCGACACACCACACACCAGCUGCAGACGGUUCCCAGGGGAAGGUGACAUGUGGCACUGGAGACAUGCCCCAGGGCAGCAGCGCCGGGCAGCAUCCUCAGCAGUGUGGGGACCCGGCAGGGCCUGUGCUCAGAGGUGCAUCCUGGAAGACUUGCUGGAGGAGCCGGUUCCUGCCUGCCGCCCCGCCACCAUGCACUCCCUGGACGAGCCGCUGGACCUGAAGCUGAGCAUCAGCAAGCUGCGCGCGGCGAGAGAGAAGCGGGAGCGUGCGCUGAGCGUGGUGCGACCCCGCGCUCUGCACAGGGACCUGGGCCUGGUGGCCGACAGCCCCACGCCCGGCUCCCCCGGCUCCCCGCCCUCAGGUAGUGGCCCCGGCUUCCUGCUGAACCCCAAGUUUCCUGAGAAGGUGGAGGGCCGCUUUUCUGCUGCCCCUCUGGUGGACCUCAGCUUGUCCCCUCCGUCCGGGCUGGAUUCCCCCAACGGCAGCAGCUCGCUGUCACCUGAGCGCCAGGGCAACGGGGACCUGCCUGCGGUGCCCACGGCCCCGGACUUCCAGCCACUGCGCUACCUGGACGGCGUCCACAGCUCCUUCCAGUUCUUUCUGCCCUUGGGAUCUGGGGGCGCCCUGCGUCUGCCUGCUUCCUCCUUCCUCAACGCCCCCAAGGACAAGUGCCUCUCGCCAGAGCUCCCCUUGCCCAAGCAGCUGGUGUGUCGCUGGGCCAAGUGUAACCAGCUCUUUGAGCUCUUGCAAGACCUGGUGGAUCACGUCAAUGACGACCACGUCAAACCCGAGAAGGACGCAGGCUACUGCUGCCACUGGGAGGGCUGUGCCCGCCACGGCCGCGGCUUCAACGCCAGGUACAAGAUGCUCAUCCACAUCCGCACGCACACCAAUGAGAAGCCGCACCGCUGCCCCACCUGCAGCAAGAGCUUUUCCCGCCUGGAGAACCUGAAGAUCCACAAUAGGUCGCACACAGGGGAGAAGCCGUACGUCUGCCCCUACGAGGGCUGCAGCAAGCGCUACUCCAACUCGAGUGACCGCUUCAAGCACACGCGCACCCACUACGUGGACAAGCCCUACUACUGCAAGAUGCCGGGCUGCUGCAAGCGCUACACGGACCCCAGCUCGCUGCGCAAGCACAUCAAGGCCCACGGCCACUUCGUGUCCCACGAGCACCAGGAGCUCCUGCACCUCCGGCCGCCCCCCAAGCCCCCCCUGCCCACCCCUGACGGCGGCCCCUACGUCAGUGGGGCCCAGAUCAUCAUCCCCAGCCCCGCUGCCCUCUUCGGCGGGCCCGGCCUGCCCGGCCUGCCCCUGCCCCUGGCCCCCGGCCCCCUCGACCUCAGUGCUCUGGCCUGCGGCAGUGGUGGGGGCGGAGGCCCCUCGGGAGGCCUGGGUCCGGGGCUUCCAGGCCCCGUCCUGCCCCUGAGUCUGGCCAAGAGCCCACUGCUGCCCUCGCCCUUCGGCGCCGGCGGACUGGGCCCGCCUGUCAUCUCCCUCCUCGCCGGUUCCGCGGGCGGCCAGGCUGAGGGGGAGAAGCGCGGGCCGGGCCCAGCCAGGGCCCUGGGGUUGGAGGGCCGCAAGACGCCCCUGGAGAGGACUGAGGGUGGGCGCUCCCGGCCGAGCCCCGACGCGCUGUCCCUGCUGCCAGGCACCGCGCUGGACCUGUCCACGGGGGUCAACUCGGCGGCCAGCAGCCCCGAGGCCAUGGCUCCGGGCUGGGUGGUCAUCCCGCAGGGCCCCGUGCUGCUGAAGCCAGCCGUCGUGAACUGAGCCCGGGCCCGGCUCCGCCCCUGACGAACGGAAACUCUUCUGCGAAAUAGCAAUAAUGUCCCCAGGCCUGGCCAGCCCCCACUGGCCAGCAGGGAUGGUGCUAAGUCGGCACUGGUGAGCCGGGCCGGGUGCUGCCCUGACCCCCGGGUGCUGGCCCUGACCCCCGGCCCGCCGGGUCUUGCUGCCUGGCGGGUGCAGGUGGUCAUCUGGCCCUGCCUUGUCCACCCACCGGCUGGCGUGGCACUCGCCCUCCCUGAGGCUUGGGGCUCCUUUCCCACCUCUCCCCUGCUGAGCUGUGAGGAAUUUCCCCAUCCGGCUCGACUCGGGGGGCUCCCUGGACGCCUUUCCCUCUGGCCCCGCCCCCAAGGGAAAGCAAGUCAGACGCAGGCCCUGGCAAAGCCACAGGAAGCAGCAACACACCCCAACGACAAGGCGCCUCCCGCCCACCCCCCGGGAGACCUGCUCUGCCUUUGCCCCGAUAGACCCGCCCGCCCGGCCCCUGCCCUCACCGCCAGGACCCCUCUGUCCUUUUGGGAAGCCCGGGGAGGUGAGCUGCCCGACUCAGGGACAGGCGGGGCCUGGCCGUCCUGGCACAGGGACCGGGAGGCUCAGAACUGCAGGGCGGAGAGUGCAGGCCUCCGGCUUGGGGUGACACAGGGACCGGGACAGUCCCAGGGCCUAAAGACCCCCUUCCCUUCCCACUGUAGACCAGGAGCUGGGGGGUGGCAGUGGGACAUGGCAGCCCGGUCUGUCUGGGGUCCCCUGCCAUUGUCCCCCCCCCCCACCCUUCACAGUUCUGCUGACCCCGCCCUUUCCUGGACCGCCCUCUGUCCCAGAGGGGUCACCCGCCCGCCCGCCAGUGCUGGCUCUGCCCCUUGGAGGGGCUGGCGCCAGGCAGGAGGGAGCUGGCCUCCUUCCUCUGGGCACCCCGGACCCAGGCCCCCACCCGUUACGGGCCCCAGGCCUAAGCCCCUGUCGGGACAGGCGUGGAAAGAGGAGAGGGCACGGCAUGUGACUCGGUGGUGAGGGGGCCGGCGGGCCCAUCUCGCCGGUGGUUGGCGGCGCCCGGUACCAGUAUUUAACAGGUUCUAAGUGCCUUUCUACCCAGCUCACGUGUCCUCCUCUUGGCCCCGCUGCUGUCGGCAUAGUUUAAAACAGAGACGAGCUAAUGACCAUAACAAUAUAUUCCUCCGUGUGAGAGGAAGUUUAUAAAGAAACAAUAAAAGUGAGUUGCAAAGUU